Molecule: messenger RNA, 5777 nt
Organism: Bombyx mori (domestic silkworm)
Lineage: Eukaryota; Metazoa; Arthropoda; Insecta; Lepidoptera; Bombycidae
Exons: 2
Coding region: 2009-4807 (932 amino acids)
Biological process (GO): DNA integration
Molecular function (GO): nucleic acid binding
Source: RefSeq, a predicted model, not a curated record
GAAACCCAACAAAAUGGUAUAAAACCUUUUUUAUUGUUGUCGUUGUAGUUUUUGACAUUACAUUUGAAUUUUGCAUUUUGGAAUGUCUUAGUUUUGUCAAUUCUCUUUCAUCCGUGCUAUUGUACGCGAUUUAUAAAAUUUCUAAAAUAUACAAAUUUUAUACGUGCAAUCCUCGCGAGUUUAUUUAACAAGUUCCUUGCCCAUCCUAAUAAUACAGUCCACUACAUAAAUUGGUCCAUAACGGCCGAAGAAAAGGAAUUCUGUAAAGUUAAUAAACACGCUGAGGCGAAGCCGGCGAUUGAAAGAGCGAAAACUUAAUUCAAAAAAAAUUUGUAUCGGCAAGCCAGGAGGCAGUGUAAGCUGCACCGAAGAGGAGCAAGCUAAAUCAGGGAUUUUGACGAGAAGACAAAAGGGCGAUACCAUUCGUAUCAGAAGCCGAUUGUCUUUUGUUUAUCCCGCGCGUGUGCUUCAAAUUUACCAUUCCAACGAAGACGUUUUUGGACGACGCGUUGCAGUGGCGCUACCUACCGGCGAAUCGCGAGUAACCUAGAGACUUUAUUUUACUAUAAGCUAGUUUCAAAUCUGUGUAGCAAAAUGGUAGAGAGCCAGGAGGUGCUUUCCUAUUUAAUAGGAAAGCGUCGUUACGUCAAAGGCUCACUUACAAGACUCUAUAACCAGUUGGGAGAAACCGAAAGACUGUCUACGGAAACUAUACAAUGCCGCUUAGAGCGUUGUGUUGUAGCGUUCCGCGAAUACGGCGAUUAUUGCGGCCGAAUUCUGGCAACUAACCCGGCUGAUGAAGAGGAUUCAGGUGAGUACGAUGACAAAUAUUUUGGCAUCAUGGCUUGCUACCAAGCUGAGCUUAACAAGCGAAAGGCCAAUGCUCCGCCUAAUCCGACACCCCAAAAAAGGCUUAUAAAGUUACCUACCAUAGAAAUGCCGCAGUUCACGGGUCAAUAUUCGAAAUAUAUCACAUUUAGAGAAAUGUUCAAAUCAGUUAUCGAAAAUGAUGUUUCUUUAGAUGACAUUCAAAAACUGCAUUAUUUGCGAUCAUUUUUAAAGGAAGAACCUUUAGAUUUAAUAAUUAAUUUGCCUCUUAUAGGGUCCAGCUUCAAGGAAGCUCUGAGGUUACUGGACCAGAGAUAUUAUAAUAAAUAUAAUAUAAUGACAGAGCUUUUGUCUACAUUGCUAGAUCUAGAUGUUAUUAGUAAACCUUCUCCUAGCAAUAUAAGACAUUUUGUGUCAACAAUUAAACAAACGUUGGCUGCCCUCAAAAAUAUGGAGGCGAAGGUAGAUGAAUGGGAUCCAAUUUUAAUGUUGAUUUUGACCCGCAAGUUAGAUGAACGUACAGCACGCGAAUACCAACUGGAUCGGGACAACACAAUGGACCCCACUGUGGACCAGCUUCUAGCGUUCCUUGAAAAAAGAGCGCUCGCUAUAGAGAAUGCUGGACAAUCCGCAGCCAAGUUGUUUACCACUAAAGUAGUCAACGCAGUGACCGCUAAGGAGAAGCGAGAAUGUUACUUCUGCACUGCUACCGGCGACGACCAACUCUACGUGCGCGACGCGCCGCCAGCCUCCAGUCGACCCGGCCAGCCAGAGUAAAGGAACGCCACAGAUUAUCAACACUAAAUUUGGUCACAUUAUCGCGGGUGGUCUGCCACCUCAACAUGAGGUAACGAAAAUUGUUUCACUUUUAUGUACAUGUGAAUCUGACAUUGCUACUACCAUAACUAAGUUCUGGGAUACCGAAAAGGUUCCAGAAGCAUUCCUAGAAAAGGAUGCUGAGCAUGACAUAGUCGAGAAUAACUUUAAGGCCACAGUUCAACUUUCGAAUCAUAGAUUUCAAGUGGAUUUGCCACUAAAGGUUCCCCUAAACGAGGUCAAUGCGACAUUAGGUGAAUCGUUUGAUCUUGCUCUAUAUAGAUUUUUAAACCUUGAGAAAAAAUUACAUAAAAAUAUAAAUUUAUUGACAGAUUAUAAAAAUUUCAUACAUCAAUAUGUUGACAUGGGCCAUGCUCACUUUGUAGACUUUCAGUCUUUUAAUUUUGACUCGGACGCUAUAUAUUUUUUACCCCAUCAUGCGGUGUUUAACGAGGCGAGCAAAACCACGCGCACACGUGUAGUUUUCGAUGGUUCUAUGAAGACAAAAAAUAAAGUUUCACUCAAUGACAUUUUACUCAAUGGUCCUAUAGUGCAAAGAGAUCUUUUCGAAAUUAUUACUUUAUAUAGGCUUGGCGACUACACGUUCAAUAGCGAUAUUAAAAAAAUGUUUAGGAAUGUUAUGGUCAAUCCAGAAUACACUACGCUGCAAAAUAUUUUGUGGCGCGAUAGGCUUGAUGAGCCAAUUCGGUGCAUUCGCUUAGAUACUGUCACGUACGGCUUAAAAUGCUCAAGUUACCUUGCAACCAGAUGUCUGCUCGAGCUUGCAAACAUGCAUCAAGCUGACUUACCGUUAGCUUCUUUCAUUAAAAAGAAUUGUGUUUAUGUUGAUGAUGUUUUAUAUUCGGAUAACGAUUUAACGGCUUUACAUGAGGCGAAACAGCAGCUAAAACGUUUGUUAAGCUUGGGUGGCUUCCAAAUGCAUAAAUGGUCGUCUAACUGCGAUGAGAUAUUAGUUGAUAUUCCUUUCAAUGAGAGACAGUUAGAUGAAAUUGAAGUUCAAAAAGAAAACAGCAGUAUCAAGGCCCUAGGAAUGACAAUUGACGCAAAGAAAGAUUGUUUUGUCAUUAAAUGCCCAAAUAACUUUUCAUUAAAUUCUAUAUCAAAACGACAGAUAUUGAGUGACAUUGCCAAAUUAUACGAUCCUCUAGGCUUUGUCAGUCCGAUUAUAGUAAAGGCUAAGGUGAUCAUGCAGAAACUGUGGUGCGAGAAAGUGGACUGGGAUGCUUGUCCACCACCGCAGGUAAGAGAGGAAUGGACUGAUUUUGCUACCAGCUUAGCGCAAAUGGAACCUAUAUAUUUGCAAAGAAACAUUCAGGUCCCUGACGACGCCGAAGCAGUACAGAUCGUCGGCUUCGCCGACGCUUCCAGCUCCACAGGCUACGGGGCUUGCUUAUAUCUGCGCGUAAUAGAUAAAGCAGGUAAAGUGACUGUCUCUUUACUCUGUUCGAAGUCUAGAAUCAAUCCGCGUAAGAAGUCCUUAACGGUUCCUAGGCUUGAAUUAAACGCUAUGCUGCUAUUAGCAAAACUUACAGCCAAAAUGUAUGACACUCUCAAAAUUAAAAUUAAAAUUGAUGAUGUUAUUUUAUUUUCUGAUUCACAAAUAGCUUUAGCAUUGGCUCACACAGAAAUUACUAAAUUGCAAGCAUAUGUGGCGAACAGAGUAAAAGUAGUACAGCAGUUGACCAAUAGAUGGCACUGGGGAUACGUCAGCACCCAUGAGAAUCCCGCAGAUUACAUAAGUCGAGGGCUAGGUCCACCAGAACUUCAUUCCUGCUCUAUGUGGUGGGACGGGCCUGAGUUCCUGCAUAAAAGGGAGUAUACAUUUAGUCAAAACAUACUGAAAGAAAACGCGGACAAUCUACCCGAGAUGAAGACAGCUCCUGUUGCUUCCACGUCCGCUGGUGUUAUAUUACUCACUCUGAAACAAAAAGAAAUCUCACAUAUGUUAGAAAAAUAUUCUGAUAUCAAUAAAAUGACACGAGUUUUGGCGUACAUUUUACGUUUUUGUCAUAACAGCAAACCUAACAAUAUUAAAAUACAAACUAGUUAUUUACAUAGUAAAGAACUCGAGCGAUCUUUAUCUUUAUUGAUUAAGCAUGAACAAAAAUAUUACUUCAGUAAGGAAUUAAGCUUACUGCGAACAGGUGAGAAUAUUAAGGGCCCUCUGAAACCUUUGCAUCCAUUUAUUGAUGACCAAGGUUUGUUACGUGUUGGGGGAAGGUUGCAAAAUGCUUCUAUUUCGUAUAAUCAAAAGCAUCCUAUGAUCCUUCCGAAGGGUUCCAAGCUAACCGACCUUAUUAUUUCGCGAGAGCACCUCAGACUCCUUCAUGCUGGUCCCAAGUUAUUAUUAUCUCAGUUAAACCAGAAAUAUUGGCUUUUGAAUGGUUUACGUCAAGUUAAAAAGAUUACUCACAAAUGUUUAAACUGUUUCAGAAUGAAGGCGACUUGUGCAAAGCAGCUGAUGGGGUCUCUCCCUACACAUCGUGUGACGCCCUCCAGAGCUUUCCAAGUUGUCGGUAUAGAUUAUGCUGGGCCGAUACAGAUAAAAAACUCGAGAAUUAGAAGAGCGUUACUAACUAAAGGUUACAUUUGUAUAUUUGUCUGCUUUAAUACCAAGGCGAUUCACAUCGAACUUGCCUCCGACUUGUCUACCGAAACGUUUUUAGCCUGCUUUAAAAGGUUUAUUUCGCGACGCGGAAUGCCCACCAACAUCUAUUGCGACAACGGAGGUGCCUUUAAGGGAGCAGCCAACCAUCUAGUUGAUUUGUACAGACUGAACAGCUCCAAAGAUCAUCAAACGCAGGUGCAAAAUUUUUCUAAUCGGCUUGGAAUUAAGUUUAAUUUUACACCAAGUUAUUCGCCUGUGUUUGCUGGUCUGGCCGAGGCUGCAGUUAAAAGUAUGAAAUUUCAUUUGAAACGGGUCUUACAGAAGAUUGUACUUACAUAUGAACAAUUGAAUACGGUUUUGUGCCAAAUAGAGGCGAUUUUAAAUUCUAGACCCUUGAUGUCCGUUUCUACAGACAUUACAGAUUUCAGCUACCUCACUCCAGGUCACUUCUUAGUGGGAGCUCCGCUCACUAGCUUCCCUGAACCAGAUAUCUCAGAAACGCCAGUUAAUAGGCUUAGGUUUUGGCGGGGUUAGUUGAGAGUAUGAAACAGUCAUUUUGGAAAACUUGGCAAACUUAAAUAUUUUACAAGCGAGACCGAAAUGGCGCGAUACCUUACCAGAUAUUAGUGUAGGUAAGAUGGUAUUAUUGAAGGAACCAAAUUCACCUCCUCUUUAUUGGCCGUUAGCUAGAAUUUCUAAGAUUUUCCCAGGUGGGGAUGGUAAAGUACGAGCCUUUGACGUUACUGCCCCUAAUGGUAAAGUUUAUAGAAGGUCACUGUCAGGUGUAAGUUUGUUACCUUUUGACAAUAAUUAGUGUGUUAUUAUUUUAAUUUCUAGAUAAAAAUGUCUAAGUUCUCUUGAUUAAUUCCAUUUAAUACAUUGUUUCACACAAAAGCUUUACAAUUUAAAUGUUGAAAGUAAAUUUAUAUAGAGUAUUAACCUUCUGAAAUAUGUGUUAUUGUUUUAAAUAUAAUUAAAUAUUUGUUAUAUUUUCUUAUUUGAAAAAGUUCUUAAAAAAGAACUUGAUCUUAAAAAAUGCUUUUAAUGUAUUUUAUAUUUUAUUUAUAAGGUCACAGAACAUACGAAUGUAGCUAUAUAUGUCUAGGUAUAAAGAUUCCUCAAUGUACCUAUUCUUAAUAUGAUGUACUGAUUAGAAUCUAUCUUUGCAUUUCUCAUUUUGUGUCUAAAGUUAAUUCUUAAAUGUUAAAUUUUAUCAUAGAUGAUUAUAAAGAUUGUCUUUAUCCCAUAAAGAAAUGGUGAGUGUAAGUUAUUACAUUAAUUUAGUAUUGUAUAACUUUCUUGAAAAUAUAUCAUUUCUGAGGCCGCAGCAUGUUGGAAACCCAACAAAAUGGUAUAAAACCUUUUUUAUUGUUGUCGUUGUAGUUUUUGACAUUACAUUUGAAUUUUGCAUUUUGGAAUGUCUUAGUUUUGUCAAUUCUCUUUCAUCCGUGCUAUUGUACGCGAUUUAUAAAAUUUCUAAAAUAUACAAAUUUUAUACGUGCAA